Lecanosticta acicola is the source of this 655-nucleotide messenger RNA. The record is from the annotation of a GenBank genome assembly. Lineage: Eukaryota; Fungi; Ascomycota; Dothideomycetes; Mycosphaerellales; Mycosphaerellaceae.
AUGUCGUCGAAAGACAUCUUCAUUCGAGGCCUGCACAUCGUUCAGGCACUUUUGGGUGCCUAUGGCGCCACGGUGUCAUUUGUUGCCAUCAACAACCUCCUCCAGUAUGAAGAGACCGCCAAGAAGCUCGCUGAAUGGUCUGAUACGGUACACAUCCUUGGGUAGAGAGGUUAGUUGAGCCGCUUCACUGACUGGGCCUAGGCUGCACACGAAUUGCACAAGACGAGGACCACCCAGGCCACAGGAGCGAUAGCAGUGAGUAGUUUACACAUUCUAAUGCUUCGAUAAUUUGCUGAAUCAACGGUUAGAUCUUCGCCUCUCUGAUUGCGUCUCUGACGCUUGCAGUCGCUCCCCACGCACUAUUAAAGAUCGUCCGUGUCGGAAUCUCUCCAGUACUCCUUGUAGCCAUCCUCUUCGCUCGGGCCCACAUCAAAAACUAUUGGUAUGUUGAGACCCGUCACCUUGAACCUUGGUCUGGGCUCACAGAAGUAGGGCCCCCAAAGAUGGAAAGACAGUGGGAGUGCGCAUUCCUCUGCCCAAAAUGGAGCAAUACAACGAGGCUCAACGGCAGACUCAGAAGUUGCUCAAAGUACUUGAGUAUCUCGAAUAUAGCUGGGUUGCGGCGAGCUUCGUGAACGGCAUGCUGGGUGCUUAA